Messenger RNA from Daphnia magna, 1993 nucleotides. RefSeq names its product deoxyribonuclease-2-alpha (gene DNaseII). The transcript is spliced from 9 exons. Gene Ontology annotation, biological process: apoptotic DNA fragmentation. The record is from RefSeq and is a predicted model, not a curated record. Lineage: Eukaryota; Metazoa; Arthropoda; Branchiopoda; Diplostraca; Daphniidae. Bases 499 to 1737 code for a protein of 412 amino acids. Gene Ontology annotation, molecular function: deoxyribonuclease II activity.
ACGCCAUCCCAGCUGUUGAUAUUGAUUCUGGUCGGUUUAAAUACGUUCUGAUCCGCGUGGAUAUGCAGGGUGACGCAGAGCCAAAACAAGAACACAGCAAAGUCAUCGUGCGUGGUUACAAGUGGGCCGGCUUUCAUGGGAUUCGGUUUGGCGGAUCACGCAGUGACGACUGAGCUCCUCAAAGCUCGCUAUCCAGGCUACGAGUCCAUCACUUGGACUAAUGAAGGUUACUAAGCCUCUCUCCCUUCUCCAUCUUUGCUUGUGUCCCAGUGUAGGAGAAGCUGUAUGCAACAUUCGCAUUGUUGGCGAUUUAAAAAAAAAAGCAAAACAAAUGAUUGAAAAAUACAAAAACUUUUAGAAAAGAAACAAGUUUGAAAGGACGUGAAAAAGUUGAAAUCAUCUUUGGUUUCUUUAACUGUUGGUUACCCUUGCACGUCAUCCGAUUGACGUCAUUUGACGCUGUUGAAUCUAUUCGAAGAAGAAGAAAAAAAGUGCCACAUGUGUUCGAGAUUCGGAACAAUGGACGGCAUUACCGUGAUCUUCAUCUUGUGGUGCGUCGCUACUCAGCCGGCGACCGCAUCAUUGUCUUGCCGGACCGAGGAUGGACAACCUGUCGACUGGUUUGUAUUGUACAAGUUGCCACCCACUACGACAGGCAAAGCAACUGACGGACGAGCCUACGUUUACAGGACAUCGGUCAGCACUCAAGGCGAUGAUGGCAGCACAUGGAUUUUCUCCCAGCAAUCGAUCGAUUCAGCUGCCUCUUUGCCUGGCCAAACACUCGAACCCAUUUACAAUUUUCCGGAACACGUCGUAAGCGAAGACAAUGAUGUUGAUGAGCGGUUGCUGCUCAUGUACAACGACGAAUUCCCAAAUGGAACGAGCAGCGAGAUAGCCGCCCACGCUAAAGGUGUUGUGGCUUUCGAUGGUCAAUCCGGCUUUUGGUUGGUCCAUAGCGUACCGCGUUUCCCUCCAGCGCCCGGCGGUGACAGGUCGCCAGAGACUAGAACCAAUUACUCUUACCCUGCCACCGGGCUGCGCUACGGACAGACAAUGUUGUGCGUCAGUUUGCCAUUCAAUCAAGCUGAUCUCAUUGGGGAACAGCUGCAGUAUUACCAUCCUUUCAUCUAUCACUGGUCCGUCUCCUCGUCCAGCAAAGAAUGGAUCCAGAUGGUGCCUAAUCUGGUGGAUGUCGCCAGAGGACAUCACGUCACUAAACCCCCUUGGUCACGCUCGGUUCAGCUCUUCUCGUCGAACCAACUGAGCAUCAUCAGUUUCGCCAAAGCCCGCCAAUUCGGCCUAGAUUUGUACGGUGACUGGAUAACGGAAACGUUGAAAAACGCCCUCUACGUUGAAACAUGGACAAAUGGACAGGGACAUCCUAUGCCUUCUUUGUGCAUCAACCGCACUCUAACAGUAGAGAACGUGAAGCAGGUGCACUUGAUUGACGGCCAAGUUUUCCCGUCGCAUAGCGAUCACAGCAAAUGGGCCAUUUCCAGUCGCCAGGAGGAUCCAUGGGUCUGCGUCGCCGACAUCAAUCGCAUGGAUUCUCAACGACACAGAGGUGGUGGAUCGCUCUGCUUCCGUCAUACGAAACUUUGGCGAGGUUUCGAUCGCGCAGUUAGUCAGCUGGAAGCUUGCCCACUUUCAUUUGAUCAGGCUAUCAACAGGAAACUGCGCAAAUUCAAGAAGAUAAAUAAGAAGAAGCAGAUUCAGUUGCACAAUGACGUAGGCUAAACCUGAGACCCACUUGCGUGACUGAUUGCUGAGCAACUGAGAUAUUUUUACUUGGCAUACCCAGCCUGCUUUUAUGCUUCGAAGCUAUACCAAUGCUUGGAUUUAAGUAUAUCAUCAUGCAAUCAUCUAGAAUGAAGCUCAUGACGUGCAAUUGUUCACCUUCCUUACCUUCCUAGUUAGCUAAGUGACAGAAUAGCUGCUACCUAUUUGAAUCAUUUAGAUACAAAAAUUGUAGUUGGUAGUCUACACAAUUCCA